AUGGAGGCACUACUCGCGAAUCCCUCGCUCUCCCGCCCCCCGCUCUUGACCUCCCCCCCCUCCUCCUCCUCCUCUUCCUUGCCCCCUUCUCACAAAUACGCCGCAUCCUCCUCCGCCGCCGCCGCCGCCGCAGUUCGCCCACUACGUCUCCGAGCUCCAUGUUUCCGGUGCUAUUCCGCCUUCCAGGACCAAUAUCCCGCGCAGUUCCCGGCUCCGGACGGAGCCGUAGCGGAAGAUGACGGGGCCUCCGAGGACGAUGAGGCAUUCGGCGAGGUGAACAAGAUCAUCGGGAGCAGAUCCGUGCCGGCAGCCGACGACGAGGAGGGAAAUAUCGUCACCACGGAGUUCCUGAUCGAGUGGAAGGACGGCCACGCGCCUUCCUGGGUCCCUGCCGCCGGUAUCGCCGCUGACGUCGUUGCCGAGUACGAAACUCCCUGGUGGACCGCCGCCAAGAAGGCCGACGACGCCGCCCUCUCCGCCCUGCUCUCCGAUCCCGCCACCGCUCGCGACCCCGACGCGCUCGACUCCGACGGCCGCGCCGCCCUGCACUUCGUGGCGGGGCUCGGAUCGGAGGCCUGCAUCCGCCUCCUCGCCGGCGCCGGCGCCGACGUCGACCGCCGAGAGCGCUCCGGCGGCGGCCUGACGCCACUGCACAUGGCGGCGGGCUACGCGCGGCCGGCCGCCGUGAAGGCGCUGCUCGAGCUCGGAGCGGAUCCCGAGGCCGGAGAUGACCGGGGGAGGACGGCGAUGGAUUUGGCGAGGGAGGUGCUGGCGGCGACUCCCAAGGCGAAUCCGGCGACGUUCACGCGGAGGCUGGCGCUGGAGGCGGUGAUUAGGGAACUGGAGGCAGCGGUGUACGAGUUCGCGGAGGUAGAGCAGGUGCUGGAGGCCAGAGGCGACGGCGAGAGGAAGGAGUUCCUCGUCCAGUGGAAGGACGGCGGCGAUCGGGAGUGGAUCCGCGCGAAGUGGGUGGCAGAGGACCUGAUCUCCGACUACGAGGCCGGCCUGGAGUACGGCGUGGCGGAGGCGGUGGUCGGAGUGAGGCGUGCGGCCGGCGCCGUAGAAGGGGCGGAAGAGGGGAAGGUGGAGUACCUAGUGAAGUGGGUCGACAUCAAGGAGGCGACCUGGGAGCCGGUGCAGAACGUCGACCCUGUGCUCAUUCAGGAAUUCGAGAGGAAGCAGCAGGAGGGCGGCGCCGCCGCCGCCGGCGGCAGCGGCGACAAGCAGGCGGCCGGCGCUCCGCUGGGCUGA
Spirodela intermedia is the source of this 1251-nucleotide messenger RNA. The record is from the annotation of a GenBank genome assembly. NCBI's taxonomy places the organism in Eukaryota, Viridiplantae, Streptophyta, Magnoliopsida, Alismatales, Araceae.